Molecule: messenger RNA, 1972 nt
Organism: Megalobrama amblycephala (Wuchang bream)
Lineage: Eukaryota; Metazoa; Chordata; Actinopteri; Cypriniformes; Xenocyprididae
Gene: sqstm1
Product: sequestosome 1
Exons: 8
Coding region: 126-1532 (468 amino acids)
Biological process (GO): endosome organization; mitophagy; aggrephagy
Cellular component (GO): amphisome; aggresome
Molecular function (GO): protein kinase C binding; zinc ion binding; K63-linked polyubiquitin modification-dependent protein binding
Source: RefSeq, a predicted model, not a curated record
GUAGGCUGGAGUAGGAAACGCAUUCUCACGCACUGCACACCGAACUGAAGCCCGUGUUCAAGAAGCGUAUUUUCUGCUGCGCAACACAUCCAGAUUGUCGCUUUAAGACGCUAUUUUCCGCUAAGAUGUCGAUGACAGUGAAAGCUUACCUCAUCGGUAAGGAAGACUGCAACAAGGAGAUCCGUCGCUUCGCCGUGGAUCAGGAUGUCUCAACAAGUUUUGAGUAUUUGAAGAGAAAAGUGAUCGAUGUUUUUAUCGGUCUCGGGAAUGCGCCCUUCCAAAUGUACUAUAAAGAUGAGGAUGGUGACAUGAUCGCUUUCUCCUCUGACGAUGAGCUCAUGAUGGGGUUGGCUCUUGUGAAGGAUGACACCUUCCGUCUCUUCAUCAAGCAAAGAAAGGAGCACAAACGUGAUUCCUCACCUCAUGGAUUCCCUGGGUUCCCCGGGUUCUCGUUCGCCGGGCCUCAUGGAGCAUCCCACUUUAGCCCUCCAGGACCUCAUCACAUGGGUCCACCUCCAAUGGGGCCACAGGGACCACCUCACAUGGGGCCUCCCCCUCAUCCUCAUCACCCUCCAAUGGUGCACCAAGGUGUGACCUGUGAUGGGUGCGACGGGCCGGUGGCUGGAACUCGCUUCAAGUGCACCGUUUGCCCCGAUUAUGACUUGUGCUCCUCAUGCCAGGGCAAAGGCCUCCACAAGGAGCACCCUUUCCUGCCCAUCUUUCACCCUAUGACCAACCUGUUUGAGUGGUUCCCCCGUGGGAAGUUUUGGCGUAAGAUGAGACACUGCAUGUGGGCGAAUAACCAGGCUCAAGCUCAAGCUCAUGCUCAGGCCCAAAACCAGGCUCAGCCCGGUCCAUCUGGAGACCAGCAAAACCAGGAUGCUUCUGAAAACAUGAGAGAGGACGGUGCUACUGCCUCUUCCCAGGCUAAUAUGGAGUACCUGAAGAACAUUGGAGAGGGAGUGGCGGCCAUGUUGAGCCCUCUUGGCAUAGAUGUGGACAUCGACGUUGAGCACGAGGGGAAGCGGAGCAAAGUCACGCCAACUCCUCCUGCCUCCAGUGGACCACCUAGUGCUCGGAGCGACAGCGGCUCCGUAGGGCUUCUCUCCAGAGGCUCCGGUCCAGGAAGUCAGGCCACUGAAGAGAGCAUCAGUGAGGGAGCAAAGGGGCAGAAAGACCAAGGCAGUGAUGAGGAAUGGACUCAUCUCAGCUCUAAAGAGGUGGACCCCUCCACAGGAGAGCUGCAGUCCCUCAGGUUGGAGCAGGACGGGGCAGAUCUUCCCACCCCACUAAGUACCGUCUCCAGCACAAGCGACACACAGGGUCCCACCGGUCUGCGCGAGGCAGCUCUAUACCCACACCUUCCUCAAGAUGCAGACCCGCGGCUGGUGGAGUCGCUCUCUCAGAUGCUCUCCAUGGGCUUCACCGAUGAGGGUGGAUGGCUGACCAGACUGCUCCACGCCAAGAACUUUGACAUCGGAUCUGCUCUGGACACCAUCCAGUACUCCAAAACACCCGGCCCAAAGAAGUAGAGGAGGAGCGCAGGAAUACAGAAGACUAAUGAUGUUUUAAACUUCUGGCCUAUUUUCUACUAAAACAAUCUUUCCAUUCUUUUUAUGACAUAUUUUUGCUGUUAAUGUUAACACUAUGAGUUACUCAGGUGAUGAGCACAUACUUGAGUUCAUUAUUGGGCUUUUAUGCAAAAUAUAUAUUCAACAUUUCUGUUCAUGCUAUAAUUAUCAUCAUAUAUGCAUAUUACUUUAAGGUUGUUGUUAAGUAGAGCUCUAUAUUUGUGUAAUCAGAGUUUAUGGGUGUUAUAUUUGCAUUUCCAUAAUUAAGCAGUUUUUAGUUGAAGCAAAAACCUGGAGGUAUUUUUAUUCUCAGUUUGAAUAACAGAAGGAAUCGGGUUAAUGUCAUUGUAGGUCUUCUGAAAUUCCUGUCCUUCUAUUCGCAAUAAAAAGCUUCUCCAAAA